Messenger RNA from Equus caballus (horse), 1289 nucleotides. It is a transcript of the gene NAGK, whose product is annotated as N-acetylglucosamine kinase. The record is from RefSeq and is a predicted model, not a curated record. Gene Ontology annotation, molecular function: N-acetylglucosamine kinase activity. NCBI's taxonomy places the organism in Eukaryota, Metazoa, Chordata, Mammalia, Perissodactyla, Equidae.
UUCACGUGACGCGGGGCGGUGCCGAGCGGGCGGGAGGGAGGGAGGGAAGCGCCGGCCGGAGGGAAGCAAACGGCGGGAGCGACGGCGGGAGCGGCGGCGGCGGCUGGAGCGGUAGCAUGGCCGCUCUCUACGGGGGUGUGGAGGGGGGAGGCACACGGUCCAAGGUCCUUUUACUCUCAGAAGAUGGGCAGAUCCUGGCAGAAGUGGAUGGACUCAGCACAAACCACUGGCUGAUCGGGACAGACAAGUGUGUGGAGAGGAUCAACGAGAUGGUGAACAGGGCCAAACGGAAAGCAGGGGUGGAUCCUCUGGUACCUCUACGAAGCUUGGGCCUAUCCCUGAGCGGUGGGGAGCAGGAGGACGCGGUGAGGAUCCUGAUCGAGGAGCUGAGGGACCGAUUUCCCUACCUGAGUGAAAGCUACUUAAUCACCACCGACGCCGCCGGCUCCAUCGCCACAGCUACGCCGGAUGGUGGGAUCGUGCUCAUCUCUGGGACAGGCUCCAAUUGCAGGCUCAUCAACCCUGAUGGCUCUGAGAGUGGCUGCGGUGGCUGGGGCCACAUGAUGGGGGACGAGGGCUCAGCCUACUGGAUUGCACACCAAGCAGUGAAAAUUGUGUUUGACUCCAUCGACAACCUAGAGGCGGCUCCUCAUGACAUUGGCUACGUCAAACAGGCCAUGUUCAGCUAUUUCCAGGUGCCAGAUCGGCUAGGAAUCCUCACUCACCUGUAUAGGGAUUUUGAUAAAUGCAGGUUUGCUGGGUUUUGCCGGAAAAUUGCAGAAGGUGCCCAGCAGGGAGAUCCCCUUUCCCGUUAUAUCUUCAGGAAGGCUGGGGAGAUGCUGGGCAGGCACGUUGUGGCAGUGUUGCCUGAGAUUGACCCGGUCUUGUUCCAAGGGGAGAUCGGCCUCCCCAUCCUGUGUGUGGGCUCUGUGUGGAAGAGUUGGGAGCUGCUGAAGGAAGGUUUCCUUUUGGCGAUGACCCAGGGCAGAGAGAUCCAGGCCCAGAGCUCCUUCUCUAGCUUCACCCUGAUGAAGCUGCGGCACUCCUCCGCCCUGGGCGGGGCCAGCCUAGGGGCCAGGCACAUCGGGCACCUCCUUCCCAUGGACUACAGCGUCAAUGCCGUUGCCUUCUACUCCUACACCUUCUCCUAGGGGGCUGGCCCAGGCUCCACCCCCUCCAAGCCCAGUGGACAUUGGGUGCUGGAAGGGAGGAAGCUUUUUCUUCUUUUCCUUUUUUUAAAAAAGAGAAACACCUAUAGAAGAAAAUAAACGCACUUUACCCACUCCCAA